AGUGUCAAAGCACAAUCUAGACCAUAUGGUUUAAAUAGUUCUGUGACUAUACCGUGACAUUAUUUGGUUUGCCGGUCGCUCUGCAUUUCUAUCUUGAUGACUCUCUUCAGCUGUGCAGUUCCAAGCCUCAGCACCGAUUAUAUUUCGGAGGCUAAAUACCUGUCCUAAAAAACAAAACAAAAACAGACAGCCUUGCGUUGUGUAGCUUGCACAUUCGAGCUCCGCCGUGCACUUUAGCACCACUGUCUCUUUCCACACAGCGGUGCAGUAAACGCACCAUCCACAAUACGAUUUCCAGCGGUUAUUCCUGACCCCCACUAACUUCCACGCGGGAGGUGCCAGAGCUCAUCUCGGAGGUGCGAAACUGUUAUUGAGCGAAAAGCCAACCGCGCACGCACCGGCAGCGCAUGACGAGGCGCGCAGACGGACAGCCACGCAUCGCCGGUCGCUUUAAAGCCGCAGGAUUUGGAUUAAAUAGCUGCGAGAGAGCCGAUGAGGCUUGGAGGAGGAGGGAAGGAGGGAGGGAGCCGAGAGCUGAUUUUUAUCUUUUACCGGAUCGAGAAGGGGAGGAGGCUCGGAGAAUGAGUUAUUCUUGUAACAGAGCAGAGCCUAUUUGCUGUACGGCGUAUUAGCCAUCGCGUAACUAAAGGCGCAAGUAAAUCGGCUCCUGCGGCGACGACGCCGAGAACAUCAGAAAGCCUCAGUUCCUGCCAGGUCGCGCUCCGAACAACCCUCUCCUGUCGGACAUGAAAGUGCAGCAAGGCUGCAACUCAUCAGACAUGGGCAUCCCGGUUACAACCGAAGAAGAAUUGCGCAAACACACCGUAAUAACGCCCGAGGAUGUGCUCGGGCUACAGAAGAUCACCAAGAAUUACCUCUGCUCUCCAGAAGAAAACGUCCACAUGAUCGACUUCACCAGAUUUAAGAUCCGUGACAUGGAAACGGGGACUGUCCUCUUUGAGAUCACCAAACCUCCGACACCAGCUGGUGGUAAAAAGCAGUGUGACCCCAAUGCCGGCCGUUUUGUCCGAUACCAGUUCACCCCGGCUUUCCUACAGCUGCGGCAGGUUGGAGCCACAGUGGAGUUCACGGUUGGUGACACCCCCAUCAACAACUUCCGUAUGAUUGAGAGACACUACUUCCGCGAUCAGCUGCUAAAGAGUUUUGAUUUCGAGUUUGGCUUCUGCAUGCCCAGCAGCAAGAACACGUGCGAGCACAUUUAUGAGUUCCCCACGCUGUCCGAGGAAAUGAUGCGUGAGAUGAUCCUGCACCCUUACGAGACGCAGUCUGACAGCUUCUACUUUGUGGACAACAAGCUGGUGAUGCACAACAAGGCGGAUUAUUCCUACAGCGGAGGGCCGUAGGAAAGCCUCCAUCCUGCAACCCUCCACCAUUUCUCUCUUUCUCCUUCCCUGUUUUAGACAUUUUCGAUAAUCCAGCUAUCACUUCAGGACCAGAAACAGAUGAACUGAUGGACAAAUCACUGGCAUUAAAUACUCAUGUCUCCUUCCCUGUUAAGCUCCAUGCAUUUCCAUUCAGGUACUGAGCUGCCCGGCCAAUCAGAUUUCUCCCUUUGCCUCUUUUUUUUUUUUUUUUUUGCAGAAACACUGAAUUCUGCAAGUUUUAUCCUCAGUUUGCAUCAGCGUGCGUGAGUGAGUGUGUGGGCAGCAAACACAUGCAGUGUCUGUACAUAGUGUUGAUUUCUGUCUGUAUAUGUGGGUUCCAGUUUCUCAUCAGGAAAACUUUUUUAUUUUAUUUUGUGUGUUUUGGAAGAGAAACCGAAGUCAAACAGACGAGGCGGAAACACAGAAUGAGACAAAGGAGGAAAUGAAAUUGCCCUAAAAGCAGUAAGAAUAAAAAAAAUCAGAUGUAUAUUUACAGUAUAUAGUUUGUAUAGGAGUCUCACUGUAUUUGUACUGCAGAGGUUCAGCGAAGUCUUUGUAGUGGCACACACAUCUGAAUGAUUCGGUCCUCCUCCUGUGAUCUGCCAUCGUUCAGUUGAAUGACGGCACUGUGUACUCCGUCUUUGUGAAUGUGUCACUUGUUGUCAUAUAUUUUCAUGUCCGUAGUACUACUACUACUGUAGUGCGUGAGGAGUAUUUUUUAAAUAAAUAGCCAUUUUGGAAAAAGUGUCAGAGAGUUACACUAGCCCAAAGUCAGAUACCAAUUUUGAUAUCCAGUACGAUCUCUGUAGUACUGAGCACUGUGUAUACUUUAAUUACAAUAAAUGUUUUAAGCAAAAAAAUAAAUAAAAGUAUGUAAAAAAGUUUUGACAACCAAAAUUCCAUAACUGCAAUAAAUGUGGGAUUUUUGUGGGACCUUGA
Pundamilia nyererei is the source of this 2324-nucleotide messenger RNA. It is a transcript of the gene unc119a1, whose product is annotated as unc-119 lipid binding chaperone a1. Gene Ontology annotation, molecular function: lipid binding. The coding region runs from base 747 to 1364 and encodes 205 amino acids. NCBI's taxonomy places the organism in Eukaryota, Metazoa, Chordata, Actinopteri, Cichliformes, Cichlidae. The transcript has 5 exons. Gene Ontology annotation, cellular component: centrosome; spindle midzone; spindle pole. The record is from RefSeq and is a predicted model, not a curated record. Gene Ontology annotation, biological process: negative regulation of clathrin-dependent endocytosis; negative regulation of caveolin-mediated endocytosis; visual perception.